AUGCCUUUCAUCACAACUACCGGCAGUGGUAAUCACCACGAUACUGUCCCCGUGACAAAGGUCCGCGACCUUGAAGCCGACGAAUCCUUCGUCCUGACCGAAUACGAAACCCACGCACGCAAAUGCACCCGCUGUGUCGAUGCACUCGACGCCUUCCGCGAGGGUCGUCUGCUGUGUGACCGCGGACUCGCCUACGCCCGCGAUGUCGCAAACUACGUGUUCACAAAAUCCGGAAAAGCGUACUCGGCAGUCGACAAUGAGCAUGACGAAGAGGUCUUAGUGCGCAUUCCACGCGAAUAUAAGGCUUGCCGCCGGUUGCUGCUGGCAAUUGAGGAAGGGUUGAGGUUGCGCCGUGAGCAACCAAUUGUCAGUUACGAUGCCACAUACCCUGUUGGCGCACGACGACCUACCACUGCCAACUCCGCCGCCGCUGCCGCUGCUACUAUGAGCGGCGACGAUGGCGAGCCAGUCACUGAAAUCAUCGAGCGCGCUCCCCGAACGCGUCGUCGCGUUAUCAUCUACCGUCGCACAUCUCCCGGCCGAACCUCAUCCAGCCGCGGAUCACUAUACGAAGCAGACCGCGUCGACCGUCAAGAGCGCCGACAAUACGUGCGCUCCUCGCGAUGA
Molecule: messenger RNA, 627 nt
Organism: Talaromyces amestolkiae
Lineage: Eukaryota; Fungi; Ascomycota; Eurotiomycetes; Eurotiales; Trichocomaceae
Exons: 1
Coding region: 1-627 (208 amino acids)
Source: RefSeq, a predicted model, not a curated record